GGUUUCGUGGAAAAGCUGAGAACCACUGCUUUAUCAGCUACUAUACACAGUCUCAAUCCUCGCGAGAGGAAUUAUUUUUAUUUUAGUGCUGCAAUAACCAUCCCCGCGUUUGGAUCGUUUACAAGUCAUACUACGAGGAUGUGUUUCAUUUUUCGAUUAAUUGCGGUGUUCUGUUUGACCGCCGCCUCCUGCGCCACCGACAAUCCGUUCAACGCAGACGGCUGUGGACCCAAUAUCUAUGGUGAGACGCUCUCCAGGCCUACGAUAGGUCGCUUGAUGGAGUUUCCGUGGUUGGCGCGCCUAGGAUACCGCAAAUUCGAUGAAGACUCGAUCGAGUACCUUUUCCAGGGGACGCUGAUUCAUCCGAGAUAUGUAGUGACUACGGUUUUUGCUGCCGGUUACAAUCGAAAUACUUUGGAAUUCGUCCGCCUUGGAGAUUAUCACACUGAAACGGACGAGGACUGCCAGGAGAUCAGCGAUAAUGAGCUGUGUGCUCCACCACCUCAGGAUAUCCCAAUCCAGCAGAUCAUCCGACAUCCAAAGCACAACAAACCCAGAUUGGCCAACGAUCUGGCACUUCUGAAACUGCUCAAUCCAGCCAACAUAACCACGCCAUUUGUGAGGCCCAUCUGCAUCCCGACUGACGGCAACAUCCCCCUGAACGAGUUUGCUGCUCUCUUCAUCUCGGCUUGGUGCGGAAGUGUGAAGUCUGGCAUUUCGGUGGUUCCCAAACAGUACCGAAUGCAACUGAUAAGCGAAUCGCUGUGUGCGGAGAAACUCGCCUCUCACAUCCACAUCGACUUUGAUCAGUCGCAGUUCUGCGCUGUGAUGGAUCUGGACAAGCAACAGAAGCUGAAUGUCAAGGAUUUGAACUUACGAGGAAGUACAGGAGCUCCGGUGCAGAUGUUGGGCCCGGAUGGGAGCUUCUACUUGGUGGGAAUCACUUCCGUUGGAGUGCGAAAUGCUCCCAUCGAGAUGCCGUACGUGUUCGUAAGGGUACAGGAAAUGACCGAAUGGUUGAUGCAAACUGUGGUAGGUGAAGAGCAGAAACGAAAGUGGACUUGAACGGAGACGUUAUCGUUUGACUAGUUUGCUGGAACUAGUACUGGUACAAAUGUGUACAAAUAUGUUUUAUAAGAAAAAUACAAGCAGUUUCAAACAAAAUAAAUAAUUUUCUCAUA
This is a messenger RNA of Aedes aegypti (yellow fever mosquito), 1181 nucleotides long. Its product is annotated as serine protease 7. Gene Ontology annotation, molecular function: serine-type endopeptidase activity. The transcript is spliced from 2 exons. Gene Ontology annotation, biological process: proteolysis. The record is from RefSeq and is a predicted model, not a curated record. Bases 139 to 1065 code for a protein of 308 amino acids. Lineage: Eukaryota; Metazoa; Arthropoda; Insecta; Diptera; Culicidae.